Molecule: messenger RNA, 1953 nt
Organism: Trichophyton verrucosum HKI 0517
Lineage: Eukaryota; Fungi; Ascomycota; Eurotiomycetes; Onygenales; Arthrodermataceae
Product: Ulp1 protease family protein
Exons: 3
Coding region: 1-1953 (650 amino acids)
Biological process (GO): protein desumoylation
Cellular component (GO): cytoplasm; nucleus
Molecular function (GO): SUMO-specific endopeptidase activity
Source: RefSeq, a predicted model, not a curated record
AUGGAUAGGCAAAAUCCCCAGAAAUACAGGACGACGGAUGCUGAAAGCGAGAAGAAUACGCAAAGUGUUCGGCCGAAACGAUUGAAACUGAGUGAUAACCUUAGAAAUGGAGACCAACCUCCUUCUAACCGCUCGAUUGAAAAGUUAAGCCACGCUCACCCAUCUCCGAGCCGUGCGGAAUCCUCUACAUCCAUUCCUAUUAAGACAUACCAAAUUCCAACUCCUGCUCGAAAAACACGAUCAUUCUUCCGAAAACAAAAUGUUGAAAUCGAAAGUGACAAUGAAGACGAAACAAAUAUGGAUGCUUCUAUCCUUGACAUGCCGGGUAAAAGGUGGCAGAAUCCUCUUGUAUACCCAGCAAUUGGUAAGAAGAAGGCUGAAGUGGGAGAACACGACUUAGACCGACUCAGACCGCAUGAAUUCUUAAACGACAAUCUCAUUGGGUUAUAUAUUCGAUUUCUCGAGCAUCAUCUGGAACGCCAGCACCCUGAUGUAGCGAGACGAAUAUAUUUCUUCAAUUCCUAUUUUUUUGCAACCUUGACGAAUACCUCUAAAGGCCAGAAAGGGAUUAAUUAUCAGGGUGUUGAAAAAUGGACAAGGUCCUUUGACAUAUUCGCUUUUGAUUAUUUGGUUGUACCAAUAAAUGAGAAUGCCCAUUGGUACGUGGCAAUUAUCUGCAAUUUGCCAACCUUGCUUUUACCAAAGGUGGAUAAUCGUUCUGGUUCAGAAAGUAUCGGAAAAGGCGAGAUGCCAAAAACGGCGGCUACGGAAACAAACGUUCUUGACGUACCAUCUGAAGUUGGAGGAUCAAAGACGGAUGUUGGCCACUCACCUUCCGAUGCUACUAAGGAAAACCAGGUCCGAGAAUCAUUCACUUCUAUGACCCUGAAAGACGAUUCAGAGCCUCAUUUUUCUGGCGAUGAUAAGGAAGUUGAGCACCCAGAAAUCGAAGAAUGGCCGGACGAGGAUGAGAACCAAAUCUCCCGCUUCCCCUACAUGAAGGAAGCAACAUUAUUGCUGGAGAAAGCUAUUGAGCCUGUAACAGAUUCUCUCAAACCUUCGAGUGUGCCUGAACCGGAAGUUGCUUUCAAAACAUCCAAGGCCGCAAAGAAGCGUGGUAAAAAAGGUCGGAACCCAGGCAUUCGAUACAACGAAAGCCAGCCAGCUAUAAUUGUUUUUGAUUCGUUGGACUGCCCACGACGCCCUACUAUUGGGAUUCUUCGGGAUUAUCUUGAGAAGGAAGCCAAAACAAAACGGUCAUUGACCAUUGACUCCAAAGGAAUAGUCGGAUUGAAUGCAAAACAGAUACCGCAUCAGCCGAACUUCUCUGACUGUGGGUUAUAUCUACUCGCAUAUCUUGAGAAAUUCGUGCGGGAUCCAGACCAUUUCGUGAGAUCUGUGCUUCGCAAGGAAAUGAACAAAAAUAAGGAUUGGCCAGCCAUGAAACCAGGUUUAUUUCGGUCUCGCUUACGCAAGUUUCUCUGUCAACUUUAUGAGGAACAACAGGCACUGAAGGAUGGAAAGCUGGGAGAGAACCAACCGCUUAUGGCUGACGCAAAGUCUUUGAACAUUCUCCUGGUCAAUACCCCGGUGGAAGGUAGCCCUGCUACUAACGAGGAUCGAAAGGAGUCUGACGUACCCAAAGCCUCCCCAAAGCCAGCAGCCAAACAUGCUGGUUUAGACCCUCCGGUGACACCUACUCGUUCAUCACCUCGCCGCCUCAAAAGCGAGAAAGCAUCCCCUAUAUCUAACUCUCUGAAGACCCCGAAGACACCAGUAGCUAGCACUGUUCCUUCGUCCAGUGAUCUUAUGCUCCUAAGUUUGUCUGAUACUACCUCGAAGCAGGACAACCUUGAUGAAACCGAAAAACCAAGCGAGGGAACCAUUCAAGUCCCCAUGACACCGCCUCCAAGGAAGCCAAAUCCUGCGGCUUCCAGUUCGACCUUUCCAUGA